This is a messenger RNA of Aaosphaeria arxii CBS 175.79, 1091 nucleotides long. RefSeq lists its product as uncharacterized. The record is from RefSeq and is a predicted model, not a curated record. Bases 1 to 936 code for a protein of 311 amino acids. The transcript has 5 exons. NCBI's taxonomy places the organism in Eukaryota, Fungi, Ascomycota, Dothideomycetes, Pleosporales.
AUGUCAACUGGUCAUUGCCUGGCCAUCGACAUGGUGACGACUUUCGUUGUCACCUCAGCACCUUGUCAUCUCCCACUUGACCCCGGUCGCGCUCUGCACGCAAUUGGAAAGGGAAACGUGGGCAUGGGUCGGCCUCGAAAUUUUUCAGAGCACGCGCAGUCCCAACCACAAGGGUCGACAACGGCUUCCCGCGGCCGCAACCGUGACUUUGUUGUGACGUUCUGCUGCCGGCCCCUUUGCAUCCUGGAACAGAAGCUGGGCACUUCGGAGGUCCUCCCUCAUCAAAAGCGUGCUGUUCACUCCCUUCCGUAUCUGCCAUGGCGUAUACGAUCGCGUUUCUGGGCCUUCGUCUGCAAAUGGCCAGGAUGGGAAACCAAAUGCCGGACGGCGGACGAAAAUCCCGAAUCUAGUAGCACUAACGAUGCUUGCCUGGCACUUCAACUCAAGUUCUGGUCAUCGCAAUCUCCAACCCCUAAAAAUAGAAAACCGUUUUUCGCAAGGAUCAAAACAAAAGCAAAAAACAUGUUCCAAACGUUGACCGGUUUCCGGACACCGAGAGAGAACGUGAGCAGGAAAACGCCAAACCAGUCACCUCUUCGUAGCGUUCGUACAGUACCCACACCUCGCAUCCUCGUCGACGCCCUAUCAGAGAUCUCGUUUCGCUCAUCCAUCCUCCAAUUCCACACACAACUCCCGACGAUCCUUCUUCGGCACCUCGCUCACUCGCCAUGCCGCAUGCCCAACAAACAUACUUGCACACUUCUCACUCACUACUCACAUCCUUCGAGUCAGCCCCUUGUAAAACGUGCCAUUUCCAUGCCUAACGCUUCCCUCUCUCUCCCUGCACACACGUGGUGGAACUCCCACCCACGUCUGACUAACAUCCCAUGUCAAAGAUUUUGGUCCCGUUGUGCGCCGUAUGGGGGUGUAGGGUAGAUGAGUCGGGGGCGAAACUCUCGACAUCCUUCCAACGGUCGAGGUCGUGAGGGCGGGCAGACCCACGCACACUUCGCGCUGCCCGCGAGGCUAGUCGAGUCUGGUGCUUGUCCUCGUGUGGGCGUCUAGCUGGAGCGGUGGACCAUGGUAAGUGU